Bradysia coprophila is the source of this 1391-nucleotide messenger RNA. RefSeq lists its product as uncharacterized. NCBI's taxonomy places the organism in Eukaryota, Metazoa, Arthropoda, Insecta, Diptera, Sciaridae. The record is from RefSeq and is a predicted model, not a curated record.
UUUAAAAGCAGUUAGACACAGUCCCGGUUCGAACGUGUUAUAAUAAUGAAGCUUUUAAAAGUGUUGCUAGUGUUCGGUGUGUUAUGCAAGACGAUGGGCGCCGAGAUAAAGAAAGAAGUUAAUUCUACUGUUAGCUUCAGCGUGGAAAAAGUUUGGGUUAGUUAUGGUCAUUCUACGUGUUCAUGUGAAGACAACUCUUGGAGAAAAAGCGUUCAAGAGUUCUACGACGGAUGCAGAACGGCGUCAAAGUCAUUCCGUGGAAAAGCUUAUGAAGUUGCCGACAACACAUUAGAUUCGAUGGCACAAGUUAUAACGAAAUUAAUUGAAUUCACUGAUUCCAACUCGACAAUAUUACAAUCAAGUUCUACCAAUAUUUUAGUAUCGGUGAGCAGAAAUAGUCGCCUUAACGGUACUAGUAUAAAUAUUGCGACCGAGUUCGAGAAAGUCUUUCCAACUGAAGUUAGAGAAUUAAUUGUUGUCGCUAAUAAAUUAUCGAAGCAUAUUGGUGAACUCGCACGUUCAUUCACAAAUGCUGUUAGAGAUUUCGGUACUGAACUUUCCAAAUUUUUGAGAAAAUUUCUACAAAGUUGCCGAUUGUUCAAUUGCAAAAAAACAGUUGAUUUCAAGUGCGUUCUGAAAAAAUACCAAAAACUUACGAACGUAGUUGCUCUCAUUGAUGAUACACUAUUGAACAAAUGUGGCGGUGACGUUUCCCAGGAAGUUUAUGAUUCAGUUCUAGUUUUUCAUUUGGUCUAUUUAUAUAUGGGGAUUUCACUAACAGGAAUGAAUAGUUGUGUCUUAGAUGUGCUCUACGAUCAUAAAGGUUACGUAUCAGAAGGCGUUAAGACUUGCUCGUUAUCAUUUGAAUAUGCAAUUCUGCAAGUUGUUCAAGCUGUUUCUGCAGUCGACACACCAUCCAUUAACAGCAUCAAAGGCCUACUAAAGGUAUUCGUCGACAUAGCCACGUCUUUGAAUGCCGUUGUAAAAGGCGUUCUUGGACUGGCUAACGAUGUGGUAAUAACAGUUGGAGAUACAGUUAAGAAUUUACUGAAUGGUGGCAAAGGACAAACAAGUAUCUUGCAAGGAAUACUCUAAAAAUUAAAAAUGAUGCUCAAUCUGACAAUUUCUAGCCAAUCUAUCAUUCUACAUGUACAUUAUGCGAUGUCCAUGUUCCUUUUAUAAAUAGUAUUUUACAUGACUAGCGAUAAAAAGAUGAAAAUUAGUUUUCGUGUGAAUUUUGUUGAUCCGAGGCGUGGCCGAAGUUAAUAAACACAUGAAAAAUAGACUUUUAAUAUUUAUCCCGAGUUAUGUAAUGUAUUUUACUUUGCUUGUUUAUUCUCUCACACAAUAAAAAGAAUGUUUUAUUUCAGUAUUGUAAUAAAGUCAAUGAA